Molecule: messenger RNA, 1029 nt
Organism: Hibiscus syriacus
Lineage: Eukaryota; Viridiplantae; Streptophyta; Magnoliopsida; Malvales; Malvaceae
Exons: 9
Coding region: 1-1029 (342 amino acids)
Source: RefSeq, a predicted model, not a curated record
AUGACAUCCUCGACUCAUCCCUCGGGACGAACAUGGGAGCGGUCAACAAGUUGCAAGAUAACAGAGGUGGGUAUCAGAUUUCCUAUUCCAAGCUUCAUGAAGAUUAAGUUAGGCAUUAAGUUCACACUUGAUCCAAGAAAAAAGGCCGAAAAUUCUAGUCUUUUCACGAUACUGGUUUUCUCAUAUUUGAGUGAUGGAGCUAACGGAAGAGUUAAUUUGAAAGAAGUUGAUCGGAAAUUAAAGCAGCUUAACAAGCCUGCAGUGAAGACCAUACAUAGUGAAGAUGGAGAUAUUAUUGACUGUGUUGAUAUCUACAAACAACCUGCUUUCGAUAACCCUGCGUUGAAGAACCAUGUUAUCCAGAUGAGACCCAAUUUUGAUUUCAAAGAAGAGAAACGAAGCACGAAGAACGAGUCAUCGAAGCUGGCUGCAACUCUUGUUGCAUUAGGAUCCAGAUACAUAGGAGCUAAAGGAGAUAUCAAUGUUUGGAAUCCAUCCAUUGGAUCAGAUGGUGUCUUCACCACUGGUCAAAUCUGGGUUAAAGGUGGCCCUGUUGAUGAUUAUGAAAGCCUGGAAUCUGGAUGGAUAGUACACCCAGUUCAGUAUGGUGACAAAAGGACCAGAUUCUUUUUAUACUGGACUACAGGUUCAACCUCGACAACUGGUUGUUUUGACCACAAUUGCGAUGGCUUCGUUCAAAUAAGCCGUGAAAUCGCUCUUGGUGCAGCUAUUGAGCCCUUGUCCAGAUCCCAAACCAAACAAUUGGGUGGAGUGGUUUGUAACAAUAACGUGAAGAAAACGCCGCAUACGACCACCGCCAUGGGAAGUGGACAGUUUGGUGAGGCUUUAUACAGGAAAGCAUGUUACGUCAAAAAUAUUGCGAUCGUGGAUUAUUAUUCAGGGGAUCUCCAGUAUCCAAGGUGGCUGGGCACUUGGGCCGAUGAAACUAACUGCUACACUGGUUCUUUUCACUUCCUAGAUUUUUACUUUGGGGGACCUGGACGGUGUCCUAAUUGUGAUUGUCCCUGA